Molecule: messenger RNA, 2684 nt
Organism: Exophiala xenobiotica
Lineage: Eukaryota; Fungi; Ascomycota; Eurotiomycetes; Chaetothyriales; Herpotrichiellaceae
Exons: 3
Coding region: 714-2018 (434 amino acids)
Source: RefSeq, a predicted model, not a curated record
CAAGAACAUGUCGCAUCUAUUCUACAUUGGACAAAAAAUCCCACAUUUUUGCUUUGCGUUGGCGUCAAGAUCGCCGGUGGUACAUUGAUCAUCCCACGCCUCGCCCGUCGUCUCAGGUUUUCCUUGACCCGGGUGCUCAUUCCCCCAUCGAGAACCCUUGGUCAGCUUUCCCCUCCAUCCCUCUCCUCCCUUGGCCGCAGGUACACACCGUCUCGAGGGUAGAGACAUCGAAAUUCAGCAAACCCGACGAGAAAUUCCAUUUACUUAUCCUUCUUGUCUGGACUGGACGGACAUCAGGGUGGCAUUGUGGUCAUUGAUUGGUCGCUCAUUCGCUUGAUUCAAUCGCUCUGCAGCCUGAAGCGAGGCGCUCGUUGCCUGCGCCUACAUCAAUUCCUUUUUGCUCAUCACAUUCAACCUUCCGUCAGUUUUGUCAGACAUCAUUUGGCCAGUCUCUGAAAAGGAUAGGUAUUCAUAUCAAUCCAUUGGAUCUCAAUCAUCCGGAAUCCUGGAGCAAACAUACCUGGUGGAUCUGCAUUCGCUUGGACCGUCUUAGCGUUACAGCAUUUUUGACCAGACUCGACCUUGCCGCUUAUCCUGCGACUUCUUCUCUCCUGAGACAGUCUUUCCCUAUUUGUCUAUUCCAUCCCUCUUGCUGCCCAACGGACCAGGACUUUGUGCGCCCGAGGAACCAUUUAUAAUCCUAUACAAGCAGGAUGUCGCGCUACGUUGACGACCCCAAUUACCGCCGCAGCGAACCUCGUCACUCCUCAAGAAGAGACACUCGUGAGCGUGACCAUAGGGAGCGUGGUGAUUCUACAAGAGACAGAAGAGUUAUGGAUGACCGGAUAGAUCGAGACGCCCGUAUGAGUGAUGUUAUGGAUACUCGAUUGGACAGCCGGAUGGACCCCCGUAUGGACUCCCGCAUGGAUCCCAGAAUGGACACCCGUAUGGAUAUCCGGACAGAUCCAAGGGCAAAUACUGCUUCACGCCUCAACCCUCGACCUGACCGCACUGUGGAUAGCCGAAAUGUUGAACCCGAUGGCCCUGGUGUGUUAUAUCGAGAUCCUACUACCGGAGAGCUUUAUCGUGAAGUGAGGCGAGAAGUACCGUCAAGGUCUCCGUACACUGGGGACGAGCCUGAUUUUGAGGUACCGCCCUCUCGCAGUCGGACAACAAUGGAUCCCCCUAUGAGCAGAGACCGGGACGGUUACAGACCAGGAGCACCCGGAUUAUCCGAAUAUUUUUGCCCAGGAGAAGGAAUCGAGCGAGAGGUCAUCCAGCAUGAAAUUUGCAAAUAUCUUGGCCAGGAUGCCACUUGUCGCCCAGGCCGAAACGCUGAAGGCCGAUCUGGAUACUGGGUCAAAGCCUAUCGUCCUUUCACAACGGCAAUGGAACAAUCGCUUCGUGAGGACACCAUCAAAUGGCAGCGUGAACGAGAACGAAGGACAAGAUCGGGCCGUUCUCAAGGUACGCCUUACAGCGACUGGUCAGCCAAUCGAUCUAAGGAUCGUGUAGGUUCUUACGCCGACAUGCAAGCCCGGCAGGAAAGAGAACGUCGAUACCCAGGAGAAAUGGACCUUGAUGAUGAUGACUACCGGCAACCGGCCCCCAGGCAUCGUGAUCCUCGUGAUCCGGAACCUCACCCUCGUGAUGCUCCUCGUCCCGUGGCCAGCGGUGGUCGUGUUCCCGUUACUGCUGUCACCACAGGAUAUCCCCCGGAACCCACUUAUCCAACGGGUUCAUACGCCAUCUCUUCCACCCGCGAAGGCUAUGCCCCUGGUCAACCUGCAUAUUAUGGUUCGGAAAGAGAGCCCAGGACGGCGUUUGCAGGUGGUGCAAGCACGCCUCCGUCAAUCAAUCGAUCCGGUCAGUCAGGAGCCUAUGUUCAGCCAGGAGGAUAUCCAUCCAGGACAGGACCACCAGUAUCGGCCCCUAUAUCCACUUCCUAUGAUCCCAGAAGGGACAUGAUGGGUGCUUAUCCUUCCGGGUAUUCUGAUUCACGUAGUCAUCGUCGAUGACCGCAUUCUUCCGCGGGCGGUUGAUGUUGCAUAUUGUCCGAAUCCGGUUUCUGUUAUCCUCGAUGGUUCAGUCUUGCACGUUUUGUGUUGCCCCAGGAACUGUCGGCUUGAGCCGACGCCGCUCGAAACCAUUGUCUCCCUGGGUUGCCACUUUAUCAUGGACACGAUUGCCCCGGAUUCAACCAGGCUCAUUUGUACAGUUGCCAAAUCUCCGGACAUUUGGACGUUAACGAGGUUACGAUUACCGGACGUGUGAACGUUGGAACGUUUGACGAGAUUACGAUUGAACUGAUUAUACCUUACCAAUGGAGUCCGCAGGCUCGUGUUCUCUCUUCGUAUUGGAUUAUCAUCAAGCGAUCCAUGCUGGAGUCGGCUUUUAUACGUACAUUUCCCGGACUACGGAGGCAUUCUGGAACACACUCAAAAUGGUCGUUUUGUUAUUGGUCCGACUUUGAUAUACAGCAUGACAGAGCCGGUUUGCAGAAAUGAAAUUGUUAUAUGGCUAGCAUCUGGUCGGCGUAUUCGAGAUGAUUUGUUUGCGGAUCUUGAAAGCAUACCUAGGUAUACUCUGAUUGAUGACAUGGAUAAUGCAACGGCCUCUUACACCCAUGGAAUGUCCUCCGGCUUGAUGCCCUGAUUCGAGGAUGCCACAGGUUGUUCUUCCUG